Molecule: messenger RNA, 1587 nt
Organism: Mycotypha africana
Lineage: Eukaryota; Fungi; Mucoromycota; Mucoromycetes; Mucorales; Mycotyphaceae
Exons: 8
Coding region: 385-1587 (400 amino acids)
Biological process (GO): regulation of DNA-templated transcription; cellular response to starvation
Cellular component (GO): nucleus
Molecular function (GO): zinc ion binding; RNA polymerase II transcription regulatory region sequence-specific DNA binding; DNA-binding transcription factor activity, RNA polymerase II-specific
Source: RefSeq, a predicted model, not a curated record
AGUUUCCUUCAUUUUGAUUUGCAAUUAGUUUAUUUCCGGUUUUUAAUCUCAUAAAUGACAUUAUCAAUAAAAAAAAGUUUGUAAUGUAUUGUCAAAAGAAAACGAACUUUUUUCUGGUACCUAGUUUUUUUUUUUAGGUUUGUAAUUCUGACCAAUUUUUUGAUCUGCUUUUUGCCUUUUAAAAUCCAGCCAAGGACUGUCUUCUCCUCUGCACUUCCUAUUUUUUUUUUGAAGAAUAUGAGCAACAGCUGAACUCUUUAUCUUAACUUUACUAGCCGCUGACCAGGAGAAGUGGAGAGUUUUGAAGCUACUGUAUACGGUUGAACGAGUGACCACGAACAACAACAGUAUAUUCAUCUGCUCUAUUUUAAACAAAUUCGCAACAUGAAAAGCAAUCAGUCAAAACCUUCUAAUGCACCUCGGAAAAAGAAAGCCGCUCGAGCCUGUAUUCACUGUCAGAAGGCUCAUUUGACGUGCGAUGAUUCGAGACCUUGUCAAAGGUGUAUCAAGCGCAACUUAGCCAAUACCUGUACAGAUGGUGCAAGGAAAAAGGCAAAAUAUCUGCAAGACACUGAUGGUAUGAAUAUAUAUUUUGGGCGCAACUAUAAUUCAUCAAUUACAUUCUUACAACAACAAUCAACUACAUCAACGCCUUUAAUGACGUCCUCUACUAUUAAUAAUACUGCCAAUAUGCCUUUUAACAAUACGAAUACCAAUACCCCGAUUGUUGGCACGAACAGCAAUAACAACAGUAAUAAUACCAAUAAUAUCAACCAUCCCAAUAUUACGUCCAUUUCCGCUGCAUCUAUGGACACGUCACAAGUCACGGCUUCCGGCAUAUCUACGUUAUCUGCUUAUGGCGAAGGCGCAGUGGUUGCAAAUGUUGUAGCUAGCCCCAUUAACAAUAAUCUGAAUUCAGUCAAUAACACUGCAGCUACUACCAACCCUACUUCUAGUACUACUCACACCACAGCACCAGUGAUUAUCGGACGACGUAGUAAAAAUCAAAUUAUUACACCUGAAAUGGCGUAUGCCAGUGCUACAAAACCCUUUAGUUAUGCCGAUGGAUACCAUUAUUUGAUUAAUUAUGUUAAAACGAGGAUGAGUAGAGAAGAUUUGAUGAGAAUUAGCAGAGCUUUAGCGUUAUUUAGACCCUCUGUGUUGGCAUCCAUGAUGAAUUUGACGGAAGAUGAUCUGAUUUUCACAGAGAAAUGUUUACAGCGUACAUUGCUGGAAUACGAAAAAUUGAUAAGUUAUUCAGGCACACCCACCGUUGUUUGGAGGAGAACAGGAGAAAUCACAUUGGUAGGAAAAGAAUUCUCAUUAUUGACACAGUGGUCUAGGGAUAUGCUUUUAAGCAAAAAAACGUACAUUUACGAGUUAAUGAGCAAUCCCUCAGCUGUGGAAUAUUGGGAAAAGUAUGCCUUGCAUGCCUUUGAUAACACUGAUUCAGCAGUGUAUAGUACAUGUAUCCUGUUGAGUCCGACAAAAAGGAUCGUUCCUUGUACAUUCUGCUUCACUAUAAAACGUGAUAUUUUCGACUUACCCAGCGUUAUCAUUGGAAAUUUUCUACCAAUACUUAGUUAG